ACGAAGAGGAAGUGUGCGCGUGAGAACGAGAGAGAAAGCAAGAGGGGAAGAGAGAAAGAAUGAGAAAGGAAGAGAGACAUGUCAGUGGAUAAAUUGCAACAAUUUGCUUAAAGGGUCGUGGCAACGGAGAAGAGAGGAGAAACUAUGGCACUGCUGCAGUCGGAAUCGGGGCGAACUACGGAUUCAUAGUUUUUGCGUUAUUAUUCUAUAUGUGUACUGGCCUUUUUUUUUUUUUCACGCGAAAACGCACAGAGAUUGCUCAUAUCCGCGCGCGGCCAAUGCGGCGAAUAAAUUCACGAGGAGAAGCGCAAUAACGUCGGCGGGAGUUUCCCUCUGAUCGCGCUCUCGCUCUUCUUCAGCUCGGAGAGAAGAAACCGGAGGAGGAAAACGAAGAGAAAUAAAAAUCCGGAAUAUUUUGGCACUCGCGCACACACACACACACAAACACUAUCUGUGUGUAUGUCUCCCUCUCCGCACCACCUGACACGUGCGCUCUGUCCAAGGGAAACGGAGCGGUCUAUAUAUGUCUACGGUGCUUUUGUGCGGCUCGGCUAAUAGACUCAAAAUUACUGGUAUGGUUCUGCGAUUCGCCCACGAUGUCGGUCUACGCGACGAUAUUGCCUCUCAUCUUUGUGGGGUUAUUAGGAACUAUAUUUGGAAAGGAUAUUAAAGGUUCUGCCUUUUGUGAGUUUUACAAUGACACAAUGUGUAAGGCCAACAUGUCUGAGCAGGAAUGUUCAGGGAGAGAAGAAUGCGUCUUGCACGAUCCGGACAAGCGUAAUCACUGUUACGUGUUAUGGGCGAUUGACAUUGUCACCGAAAAGCCGAUAGUCAGAUUGAAGGGUUGUUUCCUAGAUAACAAUGACUGUUACGACAAAACACAUUGUAUCGGAGAUAAGACCGAGAAGGGAUUGUAUUUUUGUUGCUGCGACGGUAAUAUGUGCAACCAAAACUUCACCAAGAAUCCACAUCCAACGUCAUCAUCCAAGCCUACGUCGCCUACCGUUACCCAUGAAUCUGAACCUGUGCCCGAUACGGAGCAACGAGCGAUAACGCUAUCUCUACUGAUAUCAUUUCCUAUGCUUCUUACGCUUAGUUCACUUUUUCUAUGGUGGUUUUGUCGUCGUCGAAAACUAGGAUAUUUCAACGAGGUACCGACGUUGGAACCUCUGCCACUGCCGCAAUCUUUACCCAAUGUAGGUUUACGACCGAUACAACUUCUCGAGAUCAAGGCUCGAGGUCGUUUCGGAGCGGUCUGGAAGGCUCAGCUCAAGAAUGAGAUUGUGGCGGUCAAAGUGUUUCCUAUCCAGGACAAGCAGUCGUGGCAGACGGAGCAAGAAAUUUUCAAGCUCGCACACAUGGAUCACGAGGACAUAUUACAUUUUAUCGGCGUUGAAAAGCGCGGUGACAACUUGCAGGCUGAGUUCUGGCUGAUCACGGCGUAUCACGAAAAAGGCUCGCUCUGCGACUACCUGAAAGCGAAUGUUGUUACGUGGCACGAGAUGUGUAGAAUUGCAGAAUCCAUGGCAAGAGGUCUGAUGCACCUACACGAGGAGAUCCCGGCCAACAAAGCGGACGGAUACAAACCGGCCGUGGCUCACAGGGAUUUUAAGUCGAAAAACGUUCUGCUCAAGGCAGACAUGAGCGCGUGCAUAGCGGACUUCGGUUUGGCGCUCAUCUUUCACCCGGGAAAACCCUGUGGCGAUACACACGGACAGGUUGGAACGCGUAGAUACAUGGCGCCGGAAGUUUUAGAAGGGGCAAUAAAUUUUACCAGAGAUUCAUUUCUACGUAUCGAUAUGUAUGCUUGUGGGCUAGUGUUAUGGGAAUUAGCUUCAAGAUGUACUGUACAAGAUGGACCAAUAGGAGAAUAUCGAUUACCGUUCGAGGAUGAGGUCGGUCUGCAUCCUACUUUAGAAGACAUGCAAGAAAGCGUUGUUCAUAAAAAAGAAAGACCGCUUAUUUUAGAAACUUGGCGUAAACAUCCAGGACUUUUAUCAAUUUGUGAUACGAUGGAGGAGUGUUGGGAUCACGACGCCGAGGCGCGUCUCUCCGCCUCGUGCGUGGUGGAACGAGUCGCUACUCUUAGCAGAACUCUUGUAUUAAAUUCAUCCACUUUGAUUCGAGUUGAUAACACCAACGAGAUUAUUACUACCAAGGAGUCUAGUAUGUAGUUAGCGCCUAUUCAUCCGUUAUAAUCAGUGACGGGCAUUCAGAGAGUCUUCGAUACGUUUUUUUCGAUAAUAAUCGUCGUCUACGAGCCAUUUGACAUUUUUUUCUUUUCGCAAAUUCAAAAACACAGAAUUGUCUCAGAUGUGUCCGUCGCUGAUUGUAAGCUUCAGUUUUGACUGGCACAAUUUUUGUAUCAUAAUUUUGUUAAUAUACAUAUCAAUGAGGAAUGUUAAAACAAUAGGAAAAGACAAACGUAUAUAUACGCUUCGAUCACACUUUUUGCUACAUUUGAUGAAUAAUUUAUUAAUUUAUUUUUGCGACGUAUCACACGCGUGUUAUAUAAUGGCCAUUUUUACACAUACGCAAGCAUGUGUGUACAAUUACGUAUGCGUUAUUUAUAUACAUAUUUACGUGCACAUGCGCACAUAUGUGUACAAUAACAUACAUAAUACACACAAUAUGUAUACAUGUAUGAAUGAAAACAGCCAUUAUGUAUCGUCCGUUUCGAGACUCCUCUCGCGUUUGCAUUUGUCUCGAAAACUUCCAGUUAGAACUCGACUAGAUUCUCGCCACUAUCCUCGCGCGAUUUUGUCGUACGAAACAAUCUGAAUUUUUUGGAAAAAGUUCGGAUACCCUUGUGUAACGAAAUCGCGCGAAAGGAAAGUUUUAAUUGUUUUUUUUUUUUUUUUUUUAGUAAAGUUUUAUGACAUCUGGGAGUCUCGGAUAAAAUUAUACAUUGGUUAAUUAUUUUAUUUCGAUGCCUUUGGACACGACGUUUAAAUCUUGACAGAUCUAACGCGGGAUUGGGGAUCAUUUUUCCAUAAUCAUAGAACAAGUGGGAAUGCAAAUUGAAUAAAAUUAUCACACUCUUUUGUAUUUUUAACAAAUCAAACAAUCGCGGAAGAAAGAAACCGCCAAAACUAAAGAUAAUAAUUGAAUAAAAUAUUUAAAACAUCUACAAUCGACGUAAAAUAUCGGGAAAAUAAAAUUCUAAAUCUCAAGAAUGUAAAAAAAAAAAAAAAAAACAACUUGCAGCUUCACGGACCGCGCGCGAUCUACGAAAGGUCAAUGAGAAACGAUCGUGAAAAGUCCAAGGCCGGUAUCGACAGUCCGAUCUUGUUCAAGAUCCUCUUAAAUUUUUAUCUCGCGAUACGAUCUUACGUAAGAUCUGAAUCAUUAUUUUGACGGGGAAAAAUUUUACAAACAAGAAAAAAAAGACAAAACACAAAAAUAAAUAAACAUACACAAACAACAAACGUUGAAUAACGUAAAGUUAACAAAUAGUGAAAUACCUACUAGUUAUCUACUUGCCAAAUUAUAUCGCCUAUAUAUUUAUAUAAUGUGUAUAUAUAUAUAUAUACACAUACACACACACAUAUAUAUAUGUAUAUAU
Pseudomyrmex gracilis is the source of this 3565-nucleotide messenger RNA. It is a transcript of the gene put, whose product is annotated as activin receptor type-2A. Gene Ontology annotation, biological process: activin receptor signaling pathway; cellular response to growth factor stimulus; protein phosphorylation. The record is from RefSeq and is a predicted model, not a curated record. The transcript has 9 exons. Gene Ontology annotation, cellular component: activin receptor complex; plasma membrane. The coding region runs from base 597 to 2174 and encodes 525 amino acids. Gene Ontology annotation, molecular function: ATP binding; metal ion binding; activin binding. Lineage: Eukaryota; Metazoa; Arthropoda; Insecta; Hymenoptera; Formicidae.